UUUCCCACUUUCACACUUAGUCUGAAAGUCUUCUCAUUUUCCUUUGCUUUUCGUUUUCAAUUUUCCUCGACUCUUCCAUCUCGAUCAACAAAUGUAGAUUCCAUAAACUCAAAUAUGUAUACUAUAUUUAUAUCACUCCAAUCAAAGUUUGGAUAAAACACAAGUAUUUACUAAAAAAAGAGCAGCAAAAACAAGUAAAAAAUGGAGUUGGUCAGUCUCCUCCUCCAAGCAACAAGAUUCGCUUUCCACGUUCUCUCCUGGCCUUCAGUGACUGUGGUGUGCCCUUUGUAUACUUCAAUAAGGGCUAUAGAGAGUGAUAAGGAAUCCUGCUACCAGCACUGCCUUAAAUGUUGGGUCUUGUUUGCUAUAAUCACUCUCCUGGAAUGGACUUUUGCAGAAUUUGUACUAUGGAUUUACUAUUGGCCUCACGUAAAAGGAUUAGCAUAUCUCUUGCUUGCUCUGCCUUAUUCUGGUUCUGCUUCUUUCAUCUAUUCACGAUAUGUUAAGCCAUACAUCACACCAGAUUCCUGCGUGCAUAGCAUCUUUCUUAUCCCAGAAAUGAUAAAUUUCACAUUCGGCAAACAGAACGAGUGCACUGAUGCAGCAUUGGCACAUAUCGAAGAAUAUGAAGAGGAAAAAUGGGAAAGUUUAUUCAAUCAUAAGAUUGAAUCUUAUCAUACUUUGGAGCAGAAAUCCAGUUUAAAGGAAAUUCAAUAUGAGGAAGUACGUGAGAAUUUUGUUACUUUCAAGGGUGAAUCUGAUCUUACUUUGAACCAGCACAGCAAACCACAGAAAGUUCAAAAGCAAUGGAACUGUGCAGUCUGUGAAGUGAGUGCAACGAGUAAGAAUUAUGUGGGGAAGCAUAUGAAGGGAACGAAACAGAAUCAGGAAGAGGAACUGAUUGCCACUAACAAAUUAGCGAGAUCAGCUCAAGAAUAUAGAGAGGAAGUAUCAGCAAGAUCGGUAAUUUGUGAGACUUAUUACCAGCCAGCCAAUUUGAAGAAUGUUCAAAAGGAGUGGAGCUGUCCUCUGUGUCUAGUGAGCACUAGCGGUGAGAAAAACUUGAGGGAACACAUGCAAGGUAAGAAGCACAAGCUGAAGGAAAAGGAAUUCAAAGAAAUCGAAGCAGUCUGUUUAAAAGAAGUCCAAAGUGCAUCAAAAAUAAAUGCAGCAGAUUAUCGUGUGACGGGUUUACUUGAGAGUUUGAAGUUGAUACAAUUGACAGGCUUAUUUAAUCGGCCCAUUAAGUUAUGCAGUUGGAAAAAGCCUGAUCGUGGAUGGAUCAAGUUGAACACAGAUGGGUCUGUAGACAAGGGACACGCAGGGUUUGGUGGGUUGUUGCGUGACCACAAUGGUGCGCCUAUAUGUGCUUAUGUUUGUAAAGCUCCACGAGUUGAUUCAUUCAUGGUCGAACUGUGGGGCAUAUGGAGAGGCGUCCAACUUGCCUCGAAUAUGGGGAUUAAGUUUAUAUGGGUGGAGUCGGACUCGAUGAGCGCUGUGAAAAGCAUAAACCGAGAACAACCGUUGUACGCCCCAAUGGCUAGCGCCUGCCUUGAGUGUAUUUGGGAAACACUGACGAAAUUUGACAAGUACCGAGUGAGUCAUUCGUAUAGAGAGAGUAACAAAGCAGCUGACUGUUUAUCAAAGAUAGAGGUAAAGGGAAGAGAUGAUGUUGUACUAUUGCCAGUUGAUUUUCCCAGAUGCCUCAAGAAAAUGAUUCAAGAUGAUGCCCAGGGGAAGUGGUAUUAUAGAUCAUGAAACUCCAUUUGAUUCUGGGUGUGUCUUUUUGCUUUGUACUUAUCCUUUCUCUUGUACCUAAAGAAAGACUUGGUGGGGAGUGGGGAGUGCCUAACAUAAUCUUUAAACACUUACUCCAGCUCAAGACUCAAGGGGUAGUACUCUCUUGUACCAAUGUACAUGUUAACGUGUAGCCACUUUGCCAUUAUGUUACUAAUAUUGUUGGAUAGAUAGUAAUUUCACGGUCUUGAAAGUAAUGACGUUCUAACUUCUAAUGUAGGUUGGCCCUAUGCCAAUCUGACAAAUUAUUCUG
Molecule: messenger RNA, 2050 nt
Organism: Ipomoea triloba (trilobed morning glory)
Lineage: Eukaryota; Viridiplantae; Streptophyta; Magnoliopsida; Solanales; Convolvulaceae
Exons: 7
Coding region: 202-1758 (518 amino acids)
Molecular function (GO): zinc ion binding; RNA-DNA hybrid ribonuclease activity; nucleic acid binding
Source: RefSeq, a predicted model, not a curated record